Pseudophryne corroboree (corroboree frog) is the source of this 1777-nucleotide messenger RNA. RefSeq names its product glutamic-oxaloacetic transaminase 2 (gene GOT2). Gene Ontology annotation, biological process: L-aspartate catabolic process; biosynthetic process. Gene Ontology annotation, cellular component: mitochondrion. The transcript has 10 exons. The record is from RefSeq and is a predicted model, not a curated record. NCBI's taxonomy places the organism in Eukaryota, Metazoa, Chordata, Amphibia, Anura, Myobatrachidae. Gene Ontology annotation, molecular function: L-aspartate:2-oxoglutarate transaminase activity; pyridoxal phosphate binding. The coding region runs from base 48 to 1334 and encodes 428 amino acids.
CCCGCACCCGCCGCCUGUCACUCCUCUCUGCCUCUGCUCCUGCUAACAUGGCGGUGCUGCUGAAACCCAGUCUGCUGUCCGGCGUGACCCGCUACCAGCCCUGCCUGGGAGCCCUGCACGGGAGAGCGAGCUCCUGGUGGUCUCAUGUGGAGAUGGGGCCCCCUGACCCCAUCCUGGGCGUUACAGAAGCUUUCAAGAGAGACACGAACCCCAAGAAGAUGAACCUGGGGGUGGGGGCGUAUCGGGAUGACGCUGGGAAGCCCUUUGUCCUGAGCAGCGUGCGGAAGGCCGAGGCGCAGAUGGCAGCCAAGAACCUGGACAAGGAGUACCUGCCUAUUGGAGGGCUGGCAGAAUUUGCCCGGGCAUCGGCUCAGCUGGCGCUUGGUGACAACGCCGAGGUGGUACAGAGUGGACGGUAUAUCACUGUACAGACCAUCUCUGGAACUGGAUCUCUGCGAGUCGGAGGCAACUUCUUGCAACGGUUCUAUAAAGCCAGCCGGGACGUGUACCUGCCCAAGCCGUCCUGGGGCAACCACACCCCAAUCUUCCGUGAUGCUGGAUUGGAGCUUAAAGGAUACAGAUAUUAUGACCCUAAGACCUGCGGCUUUGAUUUUUCUGGGGCUCUGGAUGAUAUUUCGAAAAUCCCAGAGCAGAGCAUCAUCCUUUUCCACGCCUGCGCUCACAACCCCACCGGCGUGGACCCCAAGAAAGAGCAGUGGAAGGAGUUGGCAGCUGUGGUUAAGAGUCGCCGCCUGUUCCCCUUCUUUGAUAUGGCUUACCAAGGCUUUGCCAGCGGAGAUAUUGACCGGGAUGCCUGGGCCGUACGUCACUUCAUCCAGGAGGGCCUCAAUGUUGUGGUCUCCCAGUCCUAUGCGAAGAACAUGGGGCUCUAUGGUGAACGUGUCGGCGCUUUCACUGUGGUCUGCAGUGAUGUCGAUGAAGCCAAGAGAGUGGAAUCCCAGCUGAAAAUCCUGAUUCGUCCCAUGUACUCAAACCCUCCUCUUAAUGGGGCGAGAAUAGCCGCCGCCAUACUGACCCAGCCAGACCUGCGUGGCGAGUGGCUGCAGGAGGUGAAGGGUAUGGCCAACCGCAUUAUCAGCAUGCGCGAGCAGCUGGUGUCCAACCUGAAGAAGGAAGGCUCCAUACAUAGCUGGCAGCACAUAAGCGACCAGAUCGGCAUGUUCUGCUUCACCGGCUUACGCCCAGAACAGGUGGAGCGUCUCACAAAGGAAUUCUCCAUCUACAUGACCAAGGAUGGUCGGAUCUCUGUAGCCGGUGUCACAUCGGGAAAUGUUGGCUAUCUCGCUCACGCCAUCCAUCAGGUCUCCAAGUGAGGGAAGAGUCGCCAUGUAUGGAAAGCCCCUCCCCCGGCGCAGAGAACUGUACACCCCAGCCCAGUGUAUCCAUUGAUGUACCUUUAGAACUGUUACAGAUACCCCAGUGUUAAAGAUCUCCCCUGUCCAUGAACUAUGUCUGAUUCCUUGUUGCUGCUCCUAAGUAAAAGGAAGUAUGUGAACCUGGGACCGCUCUGGCGUCCUGGAGCUUCCCUGGGAAAACGCCGCUGUAGAAGAUGCACCACCUGGUGACCAGGAAGGAUUCCUCAGCGGGUUUCCCAUCUCAAGCCUAUAAAUCAUAGGUUCUAAUACUGGCCCCAUCAGCUUCCGCCGUCACAUCACCCAGCCAUUCUGACAGUCCUGGGGUGCUGGUGUCCGGGGGAGAGGAACAGCUGAAUAGUACUCUGAAUGUAUUGUUGCAAUAAAAUGAAUUUGGGAAUGUU